Mangifera indica (mango) is the source of this 1398-nucleotide messenger RNA. RefSeq names its product protein SRG1-like. NCBI's taxonomy places the organism in Eukaryota, Viridiplantae, Streptophyta, Magnoliopsida, Sapindales, Anacardiaceae. The transcript is spliced from 4 exons. Bases 16 to 1158 code for a protein of 380 amino acids. The record is from RefSeq and is a predicted model, not a curated record.
AAUAUCCAUGCUGCCAUGUGGAGGUAUGCACUACAGUUUGUGCUUGAAGCGACAUUGAUGAAAAUGGCAUCAUCUCAGCCACACAUUGAGAACUGUGAAUUCUCUAUGGCUAGCCUUCAGGAACUCAUCAAAGACCCCAACAUCACUGUGCCAAACAACUACUAUCGCCCCGAUCAAGAGCCUCUAAAACUCUUAAACGGGAACGAUAACUUUCCUGCAACCCCCACCAUUGACUUGGAACGUUUGGUUUCCAAGGAACACACAGAGCUUGAGCUAGAGAAGUUGGAGGCAACGUGCAAAGAAUGGGGUAUCUUUCAGUUGGUGAACCAUGGAGUCAGCUCUUCACUGAUGGAGAAGCUGAAACUUGAGAUCCAGGAAUUUUGUGAGCUUCCUGUUGAAGACAAAAUGAAAUUCAAGAUAAAAAAAGGUGAGUUUGAAGGAUAUGGAUCCCUUGCUCGAUCCGAUGGAAAACUUGAUUGGGGUGACAGGUUGUUUAUGAUAACCAACCCGGUUCACAGGAGAAAACCAUACCUCUUUCCAGAGCUCCCUUCAUCAUUAAGGAAUACUUUAGAGUGUUACUUCCAGGAAUUGCAAAAUCUGUCCAAAAUACUGCUUGGGAUGAUAGCAAAGAAUCUGAAGAUGGAGAUAAAAGAAAUGGAAGAACUGUUUGAGGAUGGGAUGCAAUCAGUAAGGUUGAAUUAUUAUCCUCCAUGUUCAGAACCAGAGGUGGUUAUGGGUAUUCUUCCUCACUCUGAUGUCAGUGGCAUCACUAUUUUGCAUCAAGUUAAUGGAGUUGACGGCCUUCAGAUUAAAAAGGAAGGCGUUUGGAUUCCUCUCAGCAUCCUUCCUGAAGCCUUUGUAAUCAACUUGGGGGAUAUUCUAGAGAUGAUCAGUAAUGGAGUUUAUCAGAGCAUAGAGCAUAGGGGAUCAAUAAACUCAGAGAAAGAGAGGAUAUCGGUUGCUUUUUUCGUCAACCCAAGGUUCGAUGCAGAGAUUGGACCAGCAAGCAGCCUGAUAAGCCCUGAAAACCCACCAUUAUUCAAGAAAAUAAGGAUGGAAGAUUACGUUACAGGUUUCUCCUCCCUGAAGCUUAACGGUAAAAAAUACUUGGCCAACUUGAAGAUUGAAAGUGGUGAAGGCACGCAGCACGAUAACUGAAUAAAUGGUCGACGACCUAGAAGAAUAAUAUUACUAGUUGGAAAUAAAUGAUCCUGUGUUGUAAGAUGUGUAUCAUAUUAUGUGUGCCGGUGUGUUCCAGGCAUUUGUCUGAUCUUUCAGUCCUGCUUCCAUAGGGCAGUGCUAAAAAAUAAACUGGUUCUUUAAAAAUUUGUAUGAUAUAUUACAGUUUGUGAUAUAUUAAUAAGUAAAAAUAAGAUUAAUAGUUUGAUUCUUGUGAAA